Camelus dromedarius (Arabian camel) is the source of this 3391-nucleotide messenger RNA. Its product is annotated as lysozyme C-like. The record is from RefSeq and is a predicted model, not a curated record. The transcript has 4 exons. Gene Ontology annotation, biological process: defense response to Gram-negative bacterium; defense response to Gram-positive bacterium. Gene Ontology annotation, molecular function: lysozyme activity. Lineage: Eukaryota; Metazoa; Chordata; Mammalia; Artiodactyla; Camelidae. The coding region runs from base 2814 to 3260 and encodes 148 amino acids.
AAAAUCUAUAUUUUCUUUUUCUUUUUCCUUUAUUGUUCCUGUUCCAUGGUUGCGUUUGCCAACAAUUCUCUCUUUGGAUGCUUACAUUUCAAAGAUAAAUUAUGGUUAAUAGUUCCAACGGACUGAGGGAGAAGUGUAGGUUUUACUUAAGAAUGAACUCAGGGGCAUACUUGCCUAGUCUUAGAUGUCUAGUGUAAUUACUAUAAACUUUUUCUUUCCUUUAAGAGAAGGGUAGUCCAAGAAAUUUUUUUUGGUAGAACAGUCCCAAUGUGUGGAAGGCCUGGAACCAGUGGGGUGUGAUUACAGAGUAAGGGACAACAAAUCAAAAUUUUCUGUGUAUCUUCUGAGUCUUUGUCAAAUCUAUUUCCUGGUUAUCAAUAUUUACCUAACUUUUACACCUGCUUCAGUGCCAUCUGCAGAUCCUGACCUUUUUUCUAAGUUUGAUCACUGCCUAAUCUUGUUAAGGAAGUGUUUUGUUUUCUCUUUUCUCACAAGAUGUUCUUCUGUAUCAAUUUCUCUCUCUUCUCUCUUUCUUUCUUUUCAAUCUAGUCUUCCCAUAGGUACCAAUAAGGCAUUUGUUUAAGACGAGAGCUCUCUUACUGGUGACUCCGAACAAGUAGGUCUUUUUUAUGCUUAAAACCAAUAAGCCAGGGAGGAGGGUAAAGCUCAGUGGUAGAGCAUGUGCUUAGCAUGCACAAGGUCCUGGGUUCAAUCCCCAGUACCUCCAUUAAAAAUAAAUAAACCGAAUUAUCUCCAGACACACACACACACACACACACACACACACACACACACACACACACACAACAAACCCAAAACAAUAAGCUGUUUAUGCUUAACCAUGUUCACAAGAAGUGUCCUUGUGAGCCCUCUCAAUGCAGAGCCAGUCUGAAGACAACUUAAAAAGCAAAGACGUUCAUUGGCACAGGUGGCAAAGAAACCUCUACCUCCCACAAGUGAGACACCGUAAAUCAUGGACCCGCUAAUCUGUGUUACCAGGAGGGUGAUACUGGGAUGAGAAUUUUCCCAGCACAAGCAAGGCAAGAACGCAAAGAGAUGACACAGGCCCCUUAUGGUCGGUGACCCUUUAUUAAGACACACUUCCCUGAGAGCUGCCGUGCUUGGACCAAGUUGCCUGUCACGUCAUGUCUCAGGCUGCUAGCUGGCUCAGGACAUAACACAAGACAAAUGCGGAUUCUCAUCUUAUGAUUUCUCAUCCUUAUGACAAAUGACACAAAAGAGACAAAGGAAAAUAUGACUCUUUCUGGGAGGGUAAGAAUCAACAUCCAUAGGCAUGGAUUACCAAAACCAAAUUCACCAAAGUCAGGAUUUGAGAGCUAUUUGUACAAAUGUUUCCUCCUGCCAUUGUGAAUUUGGAGAAGAGGAGACAAGGAGAAAUGUUUAUCCUCCUCUUGACCAUGCACUGCAAACAGAGAUCUGGGAAACGGAUGUGCUUCAGAAAUCUCACCUUCUGCGGGUCUGCUCUCAGUUACCCCAUAUCUCAGCUGUGAUGUCGCAAGACAGUGGAUUGUUCCAGCCUUUACUGUCCCAUCCUCACCACCAGAAACUGUACACUAGGGAAAAAUAACUUUUCCUCCUACCCUUUUAGAUUUUUGGUGGGCUCUAUAACAAAAGAGAAAAAUAAAUAAGUGUAUUAACAUGCGUGUCUCAUGUAAACUUGGAAGAAAUGCAAGCAUGAAUAACUUAAAGAGGUGGUUGGAGCUCAGACCUACAUAACAUGUUAAUCAAAGAACAAUGUAUUUUUACAAGAGUGGUAUGACAGAGAAAAAGGGUCUUAAGCUUCAAAGGGUCGCAAAUUGUAGGCAGAUAAAUCUGUAAGAAACCAGUGGAAGAUACUAGCUAGUCAGUCCAGGCUGUUAGGUCGUGUCCUCCAGGGCUGUCUUGGGGCCGACAGGCAUCUAGGCUUGUUGGAGUUUGACAUUUGUACAAAUCUAUGUUCUGCAUUCAGGCAAAUAGCGGGUAGAGAGAGAAAUUUCCUUGGAUCUGCUUCUUCUCAAUUGCCUUCAGUUCAAAAUAAUCCUUAUGCUGAAGGGGUGUAGUAUUUGGUGGCAUUUGGUGCUAUUCAUCUGUAGGUUUUAUUACAAGUUUCCCUGCCUUAUAAUGACCCCCUUAUGUUCUAACACAGAAAGGUGAAAUAGGCUUUGUCAAAAAGGAGUUGUUAGGAUUGCUGUUCCCAUGAGCCAUAUUUACAACAGUAAAACAUUAAUUUAGAAAUUAAAAAUCUACAGUAGUAUCCAAAGAAGUUAGUAUAGGAAUCUGGCUGAGCAGCGUGCUGCUGUGCUAUGUCCCUGUGGAAACAACAGGCAGGGUGUCGUAUUCUUUUGUGGAAAGUGUAUUUAAGGAAAUUUUAAUUGAAAAAGAUGAAGACCCCAGAGCAAAGGCACAUAAAACAAUUUAAUGAGAAUGAGUGUUAAUCAAAGAUGGGAGCUCGUUUUCAGUUGCGUAAAAUGUUCGUUCCAUUUUUUUAAAUUUCUAGUCGCUCAAAUUCAUUACGAAACAAGAGGAAGUUUCUCUUUUGGCAGCAGUGCUAAUCCAGAUUGUUCCUGAUCAAUAACUUUAAACAAGCUCAUUUCAUUAUUUUCCGGCAGGUGAGUCUUAGGAUGCGAGAAUAUCCCUCUUCAAACAUAAGAAAGAAAACAUUUUAAGGCAGUGGGCCAAUAAAUGGUUCCUGUUUCCCCCGAAUCUCAAGGGGUAGAGCUCCCGAACCCCCAGGAGUAAGGGAAGUCCAAAGGAGUUAAAUACUGGGGCCGGCUCAGCCCCGGGCAGACUGCAGUCCGGGCACCUCAGUCACCAUGAAGGCUCUCCUUGUGCUGGGGCUCGUCCUCCUCGCUGUCGCUGUGCAGGGCAAGGUCUGGGAGAGAUGCGAGCUGGCCCGAAAGCUGAAGAAACUCGGAAUGGAUGGCUACAGGGGAGUCAGCCUGGCCGACUGGAUGUGUUUGGCCAGAUGGGAAAGUAGUUAUAACACGAAAGCUACAAACUACAACCACGGCAGCGGAAGCACCGAUUACGGGAUAUUUCAGAUCAACAGCCGCUACUGGUGUAACGAUGGCAAAACUCCAAAAGCAGUGAACGGCUGUGGCAUCAACUGCGACGUUUUGCUGCAAGAUGACAUCACUAAAGCCGUACAAUGUGCGAAGAGGGUUGUCAGGGACCCUCAAGGCGUUAGAGCAUGGGUGGCAUGGAAAAAUAAAUGCCGAGGCCAAGAUCUCAGGAAGUAUGUUGUGGGUUGCAGAUUGUAACUGCGGAGUUUCCUUCUUCAGCUUAUUUUCUCUCUUUUUCAUAUCAAGGAAGUCAUCAUUUAAGUGACAGGUCAUACUACCAUUCUUUCAAGCAAAUAAUGUUUCUACAAAUGCAGGAGCAUGUAGUCUUU